Pyricularia grisea is the source of this 2013-nucleotide messenger RNA. RefSeq lists its product as uncharacterized. NCBI's taxonomy places the organism in Eukaryota, Fungi, Ascomycota, Sordariomycetes, Magnaporthales, Pyriculariaceae. The coding region runs from base 313 to 1887 and encodes 524 amino acids. Gene Ontology annotation, cellular component: peroxisomal membrane. The transcript is spliced from 2 exons. Gene Ontology annotation, biological process: peroxisome organization. The record is from RefSeq and is a predicted model, not a curated record.
CGUCAUCAGAGAAAUCGCCCACCUUGCACCUCAAACCGGCACUUAUCCAUUAAUCGGACCAACCGAUCACACAACCUCGGGAUUGUUUCCCCAACCAGAAACUCGCCCAGAAAAAAAAAAAACAAGUUGUAAAAAUCGUAUCGGCAGUAACCUCACUCAUGAUUUUAAUUAUAAUCGACUCUCUAGGCGUUUUGUGAAACCGGGAUUUUGUUCAGGUUAUUUCGAAAGUUGGGUUGACAGGGUACUCAUCUUCCAAACAACCAACCCUGGAAGGCUGGUCAGGAUCACCUCUCGAAAGAACAGUUAUCCGAGAUGGACGAAUUAUCCUCAGAGGUUCUUACUCAUACCAACCCCAGCACCCCUGCGACGAGUGCAGCCGACUAUCGGGACGAUGAAGCGUUGGAAAUAAACGAUGGCAGCCCUAACAAGGACAAGAAACGGAGGAGCCUCCGCAAUUUCUUGAAGGGUGGUGCAGAUAUGCAGGAUAAGCUCUUGGAGAGAUUACUCCAGCAGAUCAUUCCGAGUGAUCUGGACUCCGCUGGCGGAGGCCUUAGCCUAACUGGAGAUGGCUCGCCAUAUUCAAGGCCGGCGUUCAGCCUGCCGACCAUGUCUUACAACUUCCGCCGCUUCAACACCCGCAUCGGCGUCGUUUUCAAAGGUCAAAUCCGACUAGAGCGUCUUGUCACGUGGCGUCACCCAACUCGCACGCUUUCCUUCCUGGCAGUAUAUACGCUCGUCUGCCUAGACCCUUACCUCCUUUCCGUCCUCCCCAUGGUGCUCCUCCUUACUGCAGUCCUCGUCCCAAGCUUCAUCGCCCGUCACCCAGACCCACCCUCGGCCGGCUCCGCUCCAGGUCUGGCAUCGGGUGGCGGCGUCAGCGGCACCGGCGCCAACGCUGCCAGUGUCCACGUCGACGAUGCGGUCCGCGCUAGAAGCUAUUCUUCUUAUCAGCACACUACGUACAACCCACGCGGGCCGCCCGUCGCUCCGGCCCGCACCGUUAAGCCCGUCAAGGAGCUGUCUCGUGACUUUUUCCGAAACCUUGGCCAUCUGCAAAACACCAUGGCCGACUUUGUCACCGCCCACGACGCCAUCGUGGAGACAAUGGUGCCGGCCACCAACUUUAGCGACGAGGCCCGCUCGUCCGCCCUCUUUGUGGCUCUGUUCUUCGCCUCCGCCAUCAUGUCAAUCGCCGCCCAUCUUCUGCCUUGGCGUCUGUUACUGCUCGUCGGCGGCUGGGCGGCCCUCAUCUCGGGUCACCCUGCCGUCCACCGACGUGCCGCCGCCUACGCCGCCCGUGGCCGGCCAAAGACGGAGAUGACUCGCGCCAAGACCCUUCUCGAGCGCUUCGUCGACGCCGACAUCAUACUGGACCAGGCUCCCGAGACCAGGGAGGUGGAGAUCUUUGAGUUGCAACGCCGCAGCUCCGGGGACGCGGAUGAGUGGGAGCCCUGGAAGUUCAGCCCAACGCCGUACGACCCAAUGUCGCCGUCCCGUCUCGGUGGGGGCAACCCCCCUCAGGGAGCGCGCUACUUUGAGGAUGUCCUACCGCCUGAGGGAUGGGAGUGGAGUGAGAAGAAGUGGGCGCUGGAUCUCUUUAGCAGGGAGUGGGUCGAGGAGGGCAUCAUCACCGGGGUCGAAGUCGAGACGGAGGGUGAGAGGUGGGUUUAUGACAUGUACAAUGAGAAUGAAGGAGUCACUGGGGUCGUGGAGCAACCGCUUUCCACCCCGGACGUGUCUCGCAAGGGAAAAGGCCACACCAGGACCAUGACUCCGUCUACGGUGAGCUGGGAGGAGGGAUUUGAAGGGGUUGGCAAACGUGGUGAAUGGAGGCGUCGCAGGUGGACGAGGCUGGUGAGGAGAAAGAAGUUUACCGGUACUGCGUGAUGAAAUGAUUGAUGAUGAUAAUGUCGGCUUAAAUUGGCCAAACCUAUGUUUUAUAUACGUAUAUUAGGAGUUAUGGUUACAUAUACCGCGUUGGCUCUUGCUGGAAUUCACACGAUGCUUGUCAUU